UACCCGAUUUUAUUUGGAUGGACUGUGCAGGCGCUGGGCGGAGGAGCAAUUCGCGAUUGUAACUUUCCUGAGUGACCUGGAUAAUGGAAGCUUUGGGGGGUGGCAAUGGCGGCUUUUGGGGGUGGAACUGGGAACUGAAACGUCAAAAGCCGUAUAAUUGUCGAAGUAAUGUAUCCAAAUCCUCUAAUACGGGGGUCGGAGGCGGUUACCACUUCCCUCUCAAGCAAGCCGUUACGGCUGGUUCACUCGCUCUUGCCGGAGACGGAAUCGCCCAAGUGAGAGACCGAUGGGGAAACAGCGAACGCUCAAAACAACGCAGUAUCCUCCCUUCUCAUGAUUGCACCGAUGAAGAGCAUCCUGUAUGGGCCAUCUUUAAGGAACAUGAUUGGCUCCGUGCCUUGCGGAUGACUUCUUAUGGGUUUCUUCUUUAUGGACCUGGUUCCUAUGCAUGGUAUCAAUAUCUUGAUUAUUGUUUGCCUAAGCAGACAGCCAAGAAUCUGAUGUUAAAGGUUUUGUUGAAUCAAAUAGUACUUGGUCCAUCUGUUAUUGCUGUUGUCUUUGCAUGGAACAAUUUAUGGCAAGGGAAGCUUUCACAGCUUCCAGGGAAGUACCAAAAGGAUGCUCUUCCCACAUUGCUUUAUGGAUUUAGGUUCUGGAUCCCUGUCAGUGCAUUGAACUUUUGGGUGGUCCCACUUCAAGCUCGCGUAGCUUUCAUGUCCACGGGUUCUAUUUUUUGGAACUUCUGCUUAUCAUCAACAAUGAACAAGUAGAUUCAUCUGAUUAGUUAUUCAUAAAUUUGGUAUUAGAAUUUAGCAAUGUCUACUUUUUAACAAUGAAGUAUAUUUCUCAUGCCCAUUUCAUUUUACUGGCUCUGAGCUUAAUCAGUUUUGGUGAACUUCUAGAAAAAUAUAGCAUUCGUUAUCGUUAUACUUACCAUCA
Manihot esculenta (cassava) is the source of this 939-nucleotide messenger RNA. RefSeq names its product peroxisomal membrane protein 2. Gene Ontology annotation, cellular component: cytoplasm; membrane. Bases 84 to 770 code for a protein of 228 amino acids. NCBI's taxonomy places the organism in Eukaryota, Viridiplantae, Streptophyta, Magnoliopsida, Malpighiales, Euphorbiaceae. The transcript is spliced from 5 exons. The record is from RefSeq and is a predicted model, not a curated record.